This is a messenger RNA of Trichomonas vaginalis G3, 1532 nucleotides long. RefSeq lists its product as uncharacterized. The transcript has a single exon. The annotation marks the transcript as partial. NCBI's taxonomy places the organism in Eukaryota, Parabasalia, Trichomonadida, Trichomonadidae. The record is from RefSeq and is a predicted model, not a curated record.
AUGAUUAAACAACAGCAACCACAGCAACUUAAGGCACAAAGCACCCAGGUCCCUCAGACCAUUACAUACGCCAUAUAUGCAUAUAAUUCAAAGACGGCAGAACAAACGCAAAGGUUGAAAUAUGGAGAUUUGGAGAUAGUAUUGAAAAAUGACCAUUUCGAAUUCGUUUGCAAGGGUGGUGCAGUGAUAUCAAAUAUAAAAGAAAUUUUAUUUAUGAAUUCAAAAAUUAAAGGUAUAACAGAUGAUAUAACAUCAAUUCCACCAGAAGAACAGAGAUAUUACGCAUUAAAUGCAUUUCCUAAAGUUUUGAAGAUUGGAAGAUUUAAUUUAAAUGAGGAAUUCAUAGAAGGUUUCCUAAACGACAUAAUGAAGAAGGCAGAUAAGGAAUAUGUUGCUGCUGUGUUAGAGAAGAAAGCAGAUAAGGAAUAUGUUAACGAAAAAGAUAAUGAAAUUAAAGAAAGGGUUGAAUGGUAUCAUGAAUGGACAUCAAAGAUUUUAAAAACUAAAGCCGAUACAGGAUGGGUUUCAGGAUGUUUAGACCUUAAAGCGGAUAAAACUUAUGUUAACGAUGAGUUAGAGAAGAAGGCAGAUAAGGAAUAUGUUGCUGCUGUGUUAGAGAAGAAAGCAGAUAAGGAAUAUGUUAACGAAAAAGAUAAUGAAAUUAAAGAAAGGGUUGAAUGGUAUCAUGAAUGGACAUCAAAGAUUUUAAAAACUAAAGCCGAUACAGGAUGGGUUUCAGGAUGUUUAGACCUUAAAGCGGAUAAAACUUAUGUUAACGAUGAGUUAGAGAAGAAGGCAGAUAAGGAAUAUGUUGCUGCUGUGUUAGAGAAGAAAGCAGAUAAGGAAUAUGUUAACGAAAAAGAUAAUGAAAUUAAAGAAAGGGUUGAAUGGUAUCAUGAAUGGACAUCAAAGAUUUUAAAAACUAAAGCCGAUACAGGAUGGGUUUCAGGAUGUUUAGACCUUAAAGCGGAUAAAACUUAUGUUAACGAUGAGUUAGAGAAGAAGGCAGAUAAGGAAUAUGUUAACGAAAUAUACCAAAGUUUGAUAGGAACAACGAAAAAUAUUGAAACUAUUGUUGGUGACUUUUCUAUCUAUGAAGAAAACAAAUAUUUUAGAUGGGAGUUUGUACACUCCUUAAAAAAUGGUAUACGGUAUAAACUCAUUCCGAAAAAUAACAAUGAAAUGUAUGUAGGCUAUAUAAAGAAUAAUGGUACACAAGUUAAAGUUCCAUUAGACAACAACUGUUACUUAAACUUAUAUGGAGACGAACAAAAGAAAUAUUUAAGAGUUUAUGAAAUGGCAGAUAUGACAUUGCCUGACCCAGCUCCAGCACCAUAUUAUUAUGACUAUGGAGAUGAUGUCAGAACACCACAUGUAGAUGAACAAAAGCUAACAUUAUAUUUAGAUUAUUAUAGAUAUAAAAGAUAUAAUGCAAUAGAAAAAACGAGAAUAGUAUAUUAUUAUACAGAUGACAGAAAUAAAUAUUAUAGUCAAGAUUUUACCUACCCUGAAAACAUAAGAUUAUAUUAUAA